Papaver somniferum (opium poppy) is the source of this 4508-nucleotide messenger RNA. RefSeq names its product pentatricopeptide repeat-containing protein At2g16880-like. Gene Ontology annotation, molecular function: protein binding. The record is from RefSeq and is a predicted model, not a curated record. The transcript has 2 exons. Lineage: Eukaryota; Viridiplantae; Streptophyta; Magnoliopsida; Ranunculales; Papaveraceae. Bases 227 to 2590 code for a protein of 787 amino acids.
AGUGUCCGAGACUGUGCCUCUCUCUCUCUCGCCAUUAACAGACCUUAGAAAAACCAGAAAUUUCAUAUAUCUGGUCAUGAAGACGAGGAUUGAGAGUGUAUUCUGAUGAUAAAUUCAAUGGGUUUUCAUCUUUUUAGACAAGGUAAGUGAUUCUGAAUUCUCCAAGCCUUCUAAAUGAUUUCAUAAUUCAUUCUGAAAUUAGGGGUUUUACAAAUUGAGAGAGAAAAUGGAACCACCACCAAAUGAAUCAAAAAUGAUCCAAAACGUAAUCACCAUUCUAACUUCAUCUCCUCAACCCGAGCCCCAACAACUGAAAUUCAUGAAUCAAUACAUUCCAAACUUAAAACCAUCUUUAAUCCAAUCAGUACUCUCAUCACCACCCCUUUCAACAAAACCCAAAACCCUUCUCUCAUUCUUCAAAUGGUGUCAAUUUCAUCUCCCAGAUUUCCCACAACCCAUAAACACUCUUCCUUGUUUACUCACCAUAAUUCCUCCACUCAUUCGUUUCAAGAAAUUCUCAGAUGUUAAAUCCUUACUUGUUUCAUUCAUAUCUAAAGACCGUAAUGUUCUUCUUGAUUCUCUUCUAAAUCCAAAGGGUAUUUAUCCUCCUCCUUCUAAAGAGUUAUUAGAUACUGCCGUUGGAGCUUAUGUUCAACAGAAAAGGUCUGACAUUGCUCUUCAGAUAUUCAACAAGCUUAAGCGAAUGGGUUAUAGGCCGAACCUUCUCACUUGUAACACAUUGUUGCAUUCUUAUGCAAGUAAGAAAUCUUCUUAUUCUUUAUCUGUUUGUGAAUAUGUUUUUAAGGAUUCGAUUAGACUUGGGGUAACGCCAAAUACAAAUACUUUUAAUAUUUUGAUUAAAGGAUAUUGCUUGAAUAUGAAACUUAAAGAAGCUAUAGAGAUGAAAUGUAGAAUGCAUGAUGAGUUUGGUUGUUGUCCUGAUAAUGUGACUUAUAAUACCAUAUUCAGUGUGUAUUGUGCAAAGGGUUUGAUAAAUGAGGCUAUGGAUUUGCUUGUUGACAUGAAAAGUAAAGGGUUGGAGCCAAAUAGAAGGACAUUCAAUAUUUUUGUAAGUGGGUAUUGUGGGGUUGGAUGGUUAGAGAAAGCAGCAAAGACUGUUGAAUUGAUGACAGGGAGUAAUUAUCAGCCCGAUGAUUUUACGUUUAAUACGUUGAUAAGUGGGUAUUGUAAGGAGGGUAGGAUUGACGAGGCGUUUAAGCUUCUUGAAUUGAUGAAAAGUGCGAAAUUGUUACCUGAUGCGGUUACUUAUAAUGCAUUAAUCAAUGGUUGUCUUAAGUGGAGGACGAGUAUGGAAGCAAUCAAAUUGUUCGAAGAAAUGUGCAAAAAGAAUGUGAAGCCAACUGUUGUUACACAUAAUAUUAUUAUCAAAGGGUUUUGUGAAGAAGAGAAAUUGAAGGAAGCGAGGGAGUGGGUUGAGAAGAUGGAAGAAAGUGGGGUUAGCCCAGAUUGUAUUACUUAUAACACUUUGGUUAAUGGAUACAGCAAAACAGGGAACAUGAUGGAAGCUUAUAAGACAAUAGAUGAGAUGCUUAGGAAAGGGUUAAGGACAGAUGUUGUGGCUCUCAAUACUUUCCUCCACACACUAUGUAAUAAAGGAAAACUGAAUGAGGCAUAUGAGUUGCUUUGUACCGCCCCAAAGAAGGGUUAUGAUCUUGAUGAGGUUAGCUAUGGUACACUGAUCAUGGGCUACUUUAAGGAAGAAAAUAUGGAUGGGGCGUUGGAGCUUUGGGAUGAAAUGAAGAAGAAGAAGAUCCUUCCAAGUGUCGUUACCUACAAUUCAGUUAUUGGUGGGCUUUGCAAGAUGGGCAAGAUUAAACAGGCCAUGGACAAGUUAAAUGAACUAUCAGGUAGUGGGUUGAUUCCUGAUGCAAUUACAUACAGCACAUUGAUUCAUGGAUACUGCAGAGAAAGAGAUGUGGAGAAAGCAUUUCAGUUCUACAACCAAAUGGUUGCUAAGUCGUUUAAGCCUGAUGUUAUUACGUGUAACAUUCUUCUUCAUGCACUCUGCAAAGAGGAGAUACUAGAUAGGGCUGUUAAACUCUUUCGCACAUGGGUCUCGAGAGAAAAUGCUGUUGAUGCCACCACGUAUAAUAUACUGAUUAUGGGACUUUGCAAAGAAGGGGAAAUUGAAGAUGCGUUGGAUUUACGUCUGGAAAUGAAAGAAAAGAAACUAGUACCUGACCAUUGUACUUACUAUAGUAUCUUAUCUACUCUUGUACAGUUAGGCCGAACUGAAGAAGCCCUGAAUUUUAUUUCCGAGAUGAAGGAAGCUGGAAAAAUACCUGAUAAAUCUUCUUUCACUGCACCAGAGAAACUUAUUUCCCAAGGACAGCAGCAAGAUAAGUCUCAAGAAAUGGUAGCUUGUUACUCUGAAGAUCUGGAGUCUACCAGUGAUAUAACAUACACAAAACACAUUGAUGAGCUAUGUACAGAAGGGAAGUUUAAAGAAGCUAACUGUGUUUUGGAAAAAAUGAAGCAACAAGGUGUUGCAGUAAGUAAAUCCACCUAUAUUACCUUAAUGAAAGGAUUAGUUACGAGGAGAAAAAGGACGUCAAAUGUAGCACGGUAGAUGCCAAGUUACUGAUGAGUCGCCUCCAGAUUCUCAAAUUGGGUCCCCCAUCACCUUGUAGCAUUGAUACAAAACAUUCAGGUUGACUUGAUGACAUCUGAGUUUGAUGGAAUGGGUCGAUAAAGAAUAUUACUUUGGUUAUACUGAAAUUUUAGGCUAACCAAUUGAGUAUUUUCAUGAAUUGGUUGUCAGAGUUUUGUUUGAUUUAGUUAAUUUGAUCUGGCUUUUGUUUAAUUUGAACAAAUUCUUUGUUAGUGGAUAGACAGUUUUUUUGGAGCUAGGACUAGAAAUACUUGAGCCUAUUUUUUCUCUCAUUUUGGUGUAUACCUUAUUCACAAAUUUCGUAGUUACAUGAUGUAUCUUUUGCAAUGACUUCCUCUCCUUCUUCUGUCCAUAACAAUUUACUAUGGCCAUGAAAAGCUUUGAUAUAAACACAUAAUUACUAUGGAGAUCAACAAGACAUCACAAUUGUUGGUGCUGAACAAUAUUUGUUUUCUAUUUUCAGACCCUAGAUUAUUUGGGAUUUUUUGUAGUUAGACUUGCAACUUUUGUAAGCUCUUGGUGGUUUGAGUUUCCAUGAAUAGUUUCUUUCUAUGUGAAUUAAAAUAGAUGCCAGUUUCUUUGAUUGUCACUGAUUCAUUUUGUUUUAAAUAUGAUGCUUUAAUGCAGAAUGGGGCUUGGGAUAUGGUUCCUUACGGGAAAAGUAGGAAUGCUUUGGGCGCAAAAUGGGUGUUUAAGCUGAAGUUAAUGGCUGAUGGUUCUAUUAAAAGACACAAGGCAAGGCUAGUUGCCAAAGGUUUACUUUAAUCAGCUGGAUGAUGUGGAUUUUACUGAGGCAUUUAGUCUAGUUGUAAAGGCUUCAACUGUUAGAACAAUCCUUACAAUUGCUCUGUCAAGGGGUUCGAUUGUGAAACAGUUAGAUGUGUCCAAUACAUUCUUGCAUGCUCACUUAGCUGAGAUUGUAUAUAUGCAGCAUCCUUCAGGUUAUGAAGUGCCAGGAAAGGAGAACUAUGUAUGUCAUUUAAAGAGGUCUCUUUAUGGAUAGAAACAAGCACCGAGGGUUGGUUUCAAAGAUUUAGCACUUUUCUGUUCAGGUUUGGCUUUCAGCAGUCUAAAUAUGAUCAUUCCCUUUUCAUUAACAAAUCAGCAGAUGGUAUAUGUCUCAUUUGGUGUAUGGAGAUGACAUUAAUCCGGACAGGUAGCUCUUCUUCUCUCCUUUCUUCUCUUAUUACAUAUUUGGCUAGUGAGUUUUGUACAAAAAUUUAGGGAAUCUUUACUACUUUCUUGGAAUUGAAGUCUGUAGAAAUGAUACAACUCAUAUGCUACUUACCCAGAAGAAAUAUUCUCUUGAUUUACUAGCUAAUAAAGCAGAUAUGGCUGAUUAUAAACCCGCUGGCUAUCCUGUGGUUAAGGGUCCAAGAACAUCAGUUUUAGAUGGUGAUUUGCUUCAGGAUCUUAUUUCUUACAGAAUCGUUGUUGGUGGCAUACCGUAUUUGACAAUGACAAGGCCAGAUAUCUCUUUCCAGUAAGUUGUGUCGCAAUUCAUGCAUCAGCCAACGACCAUACUGCAGUUGGUAAAGAGGAUACUGAGGGAUGUCCAAGGCACAUUAGGCUCUGGGAUUACAUUGGGUUCUUCUGAUCUUACUUCUCUGGUUGCUUACUCUGAGUGCCCAGCUACUAGGAGAAGCACAGAAGCACUACAGGCUUUUUUUUUGUUUUCUUGUGCAGUUAUUUAAUGUCUUGGUUUCCAAGAACAACCUACUGUGAGUAGGAGUUCUCCAGAAGCAUAACAUAAAGCUUUCUCUGUUGCUUCGACAAAAAUGUUGUGGCUCUCCUAUCUUGUCAAGGAGUUAAUGGGUCCUUUAAAUGACUCCUUUUACUCUCUACUGUGACACUAAGAGUGCUAGUUUCUUGGCUA